AUGCAGCGCUCAACAUUCCUCAUAUUGUCGUUAUUAAGCGCCCAUGUCCUUGGUUGGCCUUAUGAUGAACCUCUCGCUAAGUAUAAUUUAAACGAAAACAAGACCGCCGACGGCCCGAUCGAUUAUUGGGGAGCAUGGCCGGACCAUGAAUACCAUCCAUCGCCAGACAACUGGCGGAUGCCCACAUAUACAAUCUUCUUGGACCGGAUAUCCAACGGCGAUCCGACGAAUGAUGAUAUUAACGGGACUGCAUUCGAACAUGUGGUCAACUCCAACCAGAUGCGCCACGGUGGUGAUCUGGAUGGCUUGGUAGAUACGUUGGACUAUAUCCAGGGAAUGGGUUUCAAGGUCAUCUACUUUGCCGGAACCUACUUGAUGAACUUGCCCUGGGCCUACGAUGGAUACUCGCCGGUCGACACCACUCUUCUUGAUAUGCACUACGGAACACUGGAGGAUUGGAGACGAGCCAUCGAUGAGAUCCACAAAAGGGACAUGUAUGUCCUGAUGGAUAACACCCUCGCAACACUGAGUAAUUUGAUCGGAUUCAAAGGCCACCUGAACGACUCGGCCGAUUUCAAGGCAUCCGAGUACGAAGUUCAAUGGGUCACCGAUAGACAAUAUGCCGAUUUCAACUUCAGCAACGAAUACAACGAGACUUGCAACUACCCCAAAUUCUGGGACGAGACCGGUUACCCUUUGACCACUCAGGGCGUCCAAGAUCUGCACGGCUGUUAUGACAGUGAUUUCGAUCAAUAUGGAGAGCUUGAGGCGUUCGGUAACUUCCCUGACUGGCAGCGCCAGCUCACAAAGUUCGCCUCCGUGCAGGAUCGUCUGCGUGAAUGGCACAAGCCCGUUCGUGACGUUAUCACCAGACAUACCUGCCUUCAGAUCGCAAGUCUCGACGUCGACGGCUUCCGUUUCGAUAAGAGUGUGCAGUCUACGAUCGAGCCCCUGAGUGAAAUGCUCGCUGUUUACCGUGAAUGUGCGCUGAAAUAUGGCAAGAAGAACUUCUUCCUGCCCGGUGAAAUUACGUCUGGAGAUGACUUCGGCAGUCUCUACCUCGGCCGUGGACGCCAGCCAAAUCAACGCCCUGAAACCGUGGGCGAGGCUGUCAAGUUGACAAACAACUCGGAUGCCCACUUCCUUCGAGAGGACGGACUCCAGGCACUGGAUGCUUCUGCCUUCCAUUACACUAUCUACCGCUCGAUGACUCGAUUCCUUGGAAUGGACGGUAACCUGGUUGCUGGAUAUGACUUGCCUGUCGACUUCAUUCAAGCCUGGAAUGCGAUGCUCCGAAACAACGAUUUCAUCAACGCAAACACCGGCGAACUGGAUCCCAGACAUAUGUACGGUGUUUCCAACCAGGAUAACUUCCGUUGGCCUGCGGUUGAGAACGGCACAGACAAAUACAUGCUGGGUCUAUACAUCGUCUCAUUGGAACUUCCUGGAGUGCCUCUUAUCUUGUGGGGAGAAGAGCAGGACAUGUACGUGUUUGAUGCCACUGCAUCCAACUAUAUGUUCGGUCGCCAGCCCAUGACAUACCAGACCGCUUGGUGGACACAGGGCUGCUUCAACCUGAACACCUCCAAGUUCUACGAUUUCCCCAUUGACAAGGGUCGCAACGGUUGUAACGAUAUCACCGUCACGUAUGACCAGCGGAACCCUGCUCACCCGAUUCGCAACAUCAUGAAGCGCAUGUUCGAGAUUCGAGAAAAUUACCCUGUCGCGCGAGAUGGUCUGUACCUCGAAACAAUCUCGCAGCUGACCAAGGAUAUCUACCUUCCCGGUUCUUCUACCACGCCCACCGUCACCGGUCUCUGGUCGGUGCUGCGAAGCUACUACCCCGGUGUUCAAAAGAAGGCAAUUCUGGCGAACGAGACUCUGUGGCUUGUGUACCACAACGGAAACGAGACAAAGACUUACGGUACCAAUUGCACGGACAAGAAUGCGUCUUUGCUGGCUCCAUUUGACUCAGGCACGAAGUUGACCAACCUCUUCUACCCCUAUGAUAACAUCACACUUGAAGACGGACCCUCGGGCGACGAAAACGACUACGGAUGUGCUCGCAACGUGAAGCUGCUUCCAUGGGAAUACCGUGCCUACGUCAAGUCAGCCAACUUCGUGAAGCCUGGCCCCACUGUCACCGACUUCUUCCCUGGACACGACGCUCGAUUGAUUUCCACAGAGGAUACGGGCGAGACGAUGCCCAUCCAGCUUGGUUAUUCCACCGAGAUGGAUUGUGAUAGCAUCACAAAGGCAAUCUACCUCAACUCCACUACAGAGAAGAACAUCACCGCCGAGCUUGAUACAUCCAACAUCACUUGUACCAGCAUUGACGCCAGAACCACGAGCCACAACCUCGUCGGAGAAAUUCCCACUGUUUGGACGUGGUCUGCCAGCCUGAAGAAUGUUCACCAUGGAAUUCACCAACUGACAGUGAAGAACGUUUCUUCUGCUGGAGUGUACACUAAUGCGACCGACAAGUUCUUGAUUCGUCUUGGCGCCCAUGAUAACCCUCUGAUCUCCCCGCUUGCCAAUUACUCCUCCACUCUUGUCCACAAGUCCGACGACGACUACUAUGUCCAACAUAACGCCGCCGGUGCCGAUCUUUUCCGAUACUCGUCUGAUUUCGGUCGGAGCUGGAACAACUGGACGACAUACGAGGGCGGAAAGACCACUCUUGAUAUCCCGGCCUUCGACGGCCCCAAGUCCCGGAAGUGGGAGGGAACUCAUAUUCGUGUGCAGUACUUCUCCAGGCUCACUGGAAGCAGUGACUACAUGCAAGAGGGUGAUUACGCCAGUAACUCGGGCCGACGAUUCCCACACCUGUGGUGGAAUGGUCCGUACAACCAGUAUGGCUAUGAUUCCGGACUGGAUAGCAAGAUGACCUACAAUGCCAAAACAUCUCGCUGGAACUACGACUUUGUCUACGAGUGGCCAGCCAUUGGCCAGCUGAAUGUCUGGGGAGCGGACAGCAAGGGUGACCCCGAUACUUCGGAGGUCUACGGUGAUGUUGGCAACUCAUCAUCGGUCCAGAAGCUUCCUCCUUCCUAUCUCUCAUCGAACGUCAUCAACAUCACCGCGCUUCCACCGUUCCCCCAUCUGGGCUGGACUAUCUCUCUCAAUGACGCCAAUCUGCGAUAUGAGUUGAUCCCCGUCGGAUCGGGAUGGGCUCAGCUGGUCCUUUUCAUUCUCCUCUGGGUUGUACCGAUUCUCAUGGGCUGUGCUGGUGUCUUCAUCUUCAUCAGAAACUUCUACCGCGUCAAAUUGAACAAGGAUGGCAAUGUCGUCAAAGCGGACAGUUUGCCCGUGGCCCUCUGGGGCAGAGUGAAGGACACUUUCCACAAGGAUAGCGAAGUCAUCCCGAUGGAAGAGAAGGGAUUCCCGGGUGCCAUGGCCGUGGCCGGAGCCAGCGACCAGCGCCGCACGGUAUUGAUUGCUACCAUGGAGUAUGACAUUCAGGACUGGAAGGUCAAAGUCAAGAUUGGUGGAUUGGGAGUGAUGGCACAGCUUAUGUCCCAGAACCUCAAGCAUCAAAACCUCAUCUGGGUGGUGCCCUGUGUCGGUGAUAUUGAGUACCCCGAAGACACACCCGCCGAACCCUUCGUGGUGACUAUCCUCGACAAGCCUUACUCGGUCAACGUGCAGUACCACGUUGUGGACAACAUUACUUACGUGCUGCUCGAUGCUCCUGUUUUCCGACAGCAGACCAAGGCUGAGCCAUACCCUCCACGUAUGGACGAUCUUGACAGUGCUAUUUACUAUUCCGCCUGGAACCAGUGUAUCGCAGAGGCGAUCAAGCGAACUCCCUCCAUCGACCUUUACCACAUCAACGAUUUCCACGGCUGUGUCGCUCCUCUAUACCUUCUCCCGUCUCGAACCAUCCCAGUCUGCUUGUCUUUGCACAACGCCGAGUUCCAAGGUCUUUGGGCUCUCAGAACUGCGCAAGAGAAGAAGGAAGUCUGCUCUGUAUUCAACCUUCCUAUCGAGGUCGCGACCAAGUACUGUCAAUUCGGCAACGUUUUCAACCUUCUUCACACCGGUGCUAGCUACCUUCGAUUCCACCAACGCGGCUUUGGCGCAGUUGGCGUGUCAGAGAAGUACGGAAAGCGCUCGUGGGCUCGUUACCCUAUCUUCUGGAGUCUCGGCAAGAUUGGUAGUCUUCCUAACCCCGAUCCCUCUGACACUGCUGCCCUGAAGAAGGACCCCAACGUGGAAGUCACAGUACAGUCUGCUGAUGAAUCGGUUAAUGACAAGCUUCAGGCCCAGAAAUGGGCUGGCUUGAAGGAAGACCCAGAGGCUGAUCUGCUGGUGUUCGUCGGAAGAUGGUCGAAGCAGAAGGGUGUCGAUUUGAUUGCGGAUGUUAUGCCCGCAGUCCUGUCUGCUAGGCCCAACGUCCAGUUGAUCUGUAUCGGUCCCCUCAUUGAUCUCUAUGGUAAGCUUGCUGCGAUCAAGCUGGCACGCAUUAUGGAAAUGUUCCCAGGCCGUGUGUUCUCCAAGCCAGAGUUUACCGUCCUGCCUCCCUUCGUAUUCUCUGGUGCAGACUUCGCCCUUAUCCCAUCCCGAGACGAGCCUUUCGGUCUGAUCGCCGUCGAGUUUGGUCGCAAGGGUGCACUUGGAAUCGGUUCUCGUAUUGGAGGUCUAGGUCAGAUGCCUGGUUGGUGGUACACGGUCGAAUCCGACUCUGCUCGCCAUCUUUUGCACCAGCUGAGGACCGCCAUCAAAUCUGCCUUGGAUUCAUCGCAAGAGACCCGAUCGGAGAUGCGUGCCAACUCCGCCAAGCAGCGCUUCCCUGUCCUUGAGUGGGUCCAGAAGCUUGAAGUGCUACAGAGAACCUCGAUCAACAUUCACCACCAGAAGAACUCCCUCACCGUCUCUGGCCCAUCCCGAGAGUCCCAGAUCUACUGGGAAACACCGGGCUUGCGGGACACAAUGAUGACCCGCCCCGGCUCAACCGUGUCACUCUCGGGAGCUUUGGAUGCCUCCAGAAACUCGCAAGCUGCCCAACCAUCGCUCCUUCAGCUCCAGGCAGCUGAAGCCCAAGAAAUGCAAGCCGAAAGCAACCGAAGCAGCAUGCUGGGCCGCCAACUGUCGCUCGGUCGCCGUUCUGGACCCGGACAGGGCAGAAAGCGCCUCGUCAAGAAGUCACCCCGUGAGAGUCAGAUGCUCGAGCCUCCUGUCGAUGGUGACACCACCGACGCCGACGAUGAGGGCUACUCGACCCCGCAGCAGGAGAACUUCAUUUCUCAAGAGGAGGCCAUGGCCGCCGUCAAUUCCGCUCUCGGCACUCAGGACAUCGCGACACACCCUCGCAACCUGGGUCACGCUCGCGAGGAUUCCUCUUCCUCGGCAUCGGAGUCCUCGCGGUUCAUCUCCAGGGAUUCCUCUCCCGUGCGGAUCUCUCGUGACCACUCCGACCCAAGCACACCUUUCGCCCAUGCCAACAACCUCUCUGUUCUCUCUCUGCCAUCGGUUGUCCAAGACCAUGCCUCGCCCGACUUCCAUCUGCAAAAGGUCGACCCGACCUUCACUGACAGCAUGGGUACCUUCACGAGACACUUCGAGCAGCAACUCACCAAUCUGAAUAAGAAGAACUCGAUUUCGGAUUACUGUAUCGAACUUUAUCUCAUGAAGAGUGAGCGCAAGUUCUUCUACAUGUACAACGAUGCGCAGUUGAAGAAGCAGCCCAAGGAACGCCCUAUGACUGGAGCCGGCCUGGAUCAGACCGUCGAGAACACGCCAUACAACCUUGUCACCGAGGGUGGCGAAGAGUCGGAAUCAAACGAUACCGAUGAGAUCGACGUUUGGCUCGCUCGUCUGGGGUACAAGAGACCUAUGGCUAUUCAGCGCUUCAUGAGAUGGCGUGUCGGUAACUGGCCUGUUUACGCUCUGUUCUUGGGUCUUGGACAAAUCAUUGCGACGAACUCAGCACAAAUCACCCUUUUGACAGGUCAGAUUGGUGAGACUGCUGUCAAGCUCUACGUUAUUGCAGCCAUCUACUGUGUUUCGUCUAUCUGCUGGUGGUUCCUCUACUACACCCUGCCAUCCGUCUUCGUUCUCACUCUCCCCUGGUUCAUCUACGCCAUGGCAUUCGUGACGAUUGGUGUGUCCCCAUACGCACUUUCGAGCCUCGGUCAGACAUGGGCGCAGAACUGUGCCGCGGGUAUCUAUGCCGCCGCAUCUUCCAGUGGUUCCUUGUUCUUUGCCCUCAACUUCGGUGACCAAGGUGCCGUGCCUGUCAAGGAUUGGAUGUUCCGCGCGAGUUUGAUCCAGGGAAUUUCGCAGCUCUACACUGUCGCUUUGUGGUACUGGAGUGCUAGAGUCACUGCCGUGGAAGUCGGAGGUGUGUCGACCGCUGCUUUGAACUCGUGGAAGCUCACAGCUGUGGUGAUGCCUAUUGCCGCAGUUUGUUUGGUUAUCGGUGUUCUUCUUGCUCUUGGUUUGCCCAAGUACUACCGCCAAGCCCCUGGAAAGAUCCUCAACUUCUACGGUUCCCUGCUUCGCCGCCGCAUUGUGCUCUGGUUUUUCUUCAUGGUCAUCGUCCAGAAUUGGUUCCUUGCUGCUGCAUUCGGCCGAAACUGGUCCUUCCUCUGGACUUCUCAGCACACCAAGGCCUGGGAGGUCACCCUGUUGAUCAUCUUCUUCUUCGUCAUCCUCUGGGUAGCUAUCAUGGUCCUCUUCCGUUUCCUGUCCAAGGAACACAGUUGGAUCCUCCCGGUCUUCGGUCUGAGCAUUGGAGCCCCUCGAUGGGCCCAAACCUGGUGGGGAACUUCCAACAUCGGAUAUUACCUUCCAUGGGCUGGAGGUCUCACUUCCGGAGCACUUGCAUCCCGAUGCUUGUGGCUCUGGCUGGGUGUUCUGGACGAAAUCCAGCAAGUUGGUCUUGGAAUGAUCCUUCUCCAGACCUUGACUAGAGUGCACGUCUGCUUUGUCCUGUUGGCCGCGCAAUGUAUUGGUUCCAUUGCUACUAUCUGUGCUCGAGGCUUCGCGCCUAACAAGACCGGCCCGGGAAGUAUCUCCCCGCCGGUUGGAUCGUCCGUGGACGCAGUUGCCAACGCGUGGUUCUGGAUUGCGCUCUUCUUCCAGCUUUUGGCCAGCUUUGGUUUCCUUCUGUUCUACCGUCGCGAGCAGCUCAACCGCCCUUAA
Molecule: messenger RNA, 7146 nt
Organism: Penicillium olsonii
Lineage: Eukaryota; Fungi; Ascomycota; Eurotiomycetes; Eurotiales; Aspergillaceae
Source: the annotation of a GenBank genome assembly